This is a messenger RNA of Durusdinium trenchii, 570 nucleotides long. Lineage: Eukaryota; Dinophyceae; Suessiales; Symbiodiniaceae. The record is from the annotation of a GenBank genome assembly.
AUGACCAAUCCUUCUGUUUCUGUAAAUGAGGUUCUUCCUGAGGUGCAUGGAGCAGCGGAAGAGUCGGAGCUCUUAAAGCUGUUGCAGAACGCAGGUUUGGAGGAAUGGUACUCGAAGUUCCUCUCUUUCAGGUAUGAAACCGUGGAGGAUGUUCAGGGCAUGGAUGAGCGUUGCAUGGAGGAGAUCGGGCUACGUGGUGGGCACCGCAUCCGUUUGGAGCGCGUCUUGCAGAGCCAAGCGGGCAAGCCAACACAAGCUCACACCACCACAGCUCGACCGGAGAACAUUCACUCCCAACCUCCACUUUGCCAACAGGGGAACUGCAAGCAGAUCGCCGGAUCCAAAUGCCGUGAAUGUAACAAGCUUUUGUGCUUGGUCCAUGUGAGCACGAUCCAAAAAAAGGAGAGCGUCGGAAAUACAACCGUCAUCAAAGACAUUCCUGGUUGCUCUGCAUGCAAAAAGGCAUGCGAGGAUGCUGAUCAGCGCAGGAGUAUCAUUCAAUGCGCGGUGGGUGUCGGUGUUCUCAUCAUUGGAGGUGGGAUUUUUGGUUCCAUGGCAUCGUCCAUGUGA